GUCUCUCUCUGUCUCUCUCUAGUGUCUAUAAAUACAGAAGCACUAUCAUGACAUUUUAUGCACUUUCAUACCCUAAUAUUACCUAUAAUCAUCCCAUAAAAUUCUCUUUCCCUUGCAGAAGAAGAAAUCCAUAAUGGCUUUAAAAGGAAUUCAAAACCCUAAUUAUCCAUUCUUGGCCAUCAUUUUUCUAGUUUCAAUUAUUAUUAUUCCAUGUUAUAAUUGUCUUCAACAGGACACUCUUAAUGAUUACCUUGAAGAAGAAACAUCUGGCUAUGAUAAUUCUGAAGCUUAUCCUUCCUAUUUUAGCUCCCUCGAUGACGGUCAGUCCAAUCACUAUGUUAGUUUAAGAAUUGAUAAUGUUCUAAAUUUGAAAAUAUUUGAUAAAGUUGGAUCCACAUCAACUUCAGUUAACAAAAUUAGUGUUGAUGAUUUUGGAGCUAAAGCAGAUGGAAGUGACGAUACUCAGGCUUUCGAAAAGGCUUGGAAGGAAGCUUGUUCAUCUAAGGGAGCUAUUCUUGUUGUGCCUGAGAACAAAUAUAGUGUCAAGCAAGUUAGAUUCUCAGGUCCUUGCAAAUCCGAUAUAACAUUUCAGUUAUAUGGAACAAUCGAAGCAUGGGAAGAUCGAUCAGCCUACGAGAAAGACGAUAGACAUUGGCUUGUAUUUGAUGAAGUUGAAGAUUUGGUAGUUGAAGGUGGUGGCAUAAUUGAUGGGAAUGGCAACAUUUGGUGGAAAAACUCAUGCAAAGUCAAUAAAGAUCUUCCUUGCAAGCAUGCACCUACGGCUUUGACCUUCGAUAAAUGCAAGAACUUAGUAGUAAAGAACCUGACAGUCCAAAAUGCACAGCAAAUGCAUGUGUCUUUUCAAAGCAGCAGAGAUAUUGAAGCCUCCAAUCUUUUGGUAACUUCACCUGAGGAUAGUCCUAACACUGAUGGAAUCCAUGUCACUGAAACCCAAAACAUCCAAAUUACAAAUUCAGUCAUAGCAACAGGUGAUGAUUGUAUCUCUAUUGUAAGUGGAUCUCAGAAUGUGCAAGCCAUGAACAUAACCUGUGGGCCAGGCCAUGGAAUAAGUGUUGGAAGCUUAGGUUAUGGAAAUUCAAGAGCUUAUGUUUCAGGAGUAACUAUUGAUGGUGCCAAGAUUUCUGGCACUACAAAUGGUGUUAGGAUCAAAACAUGGCAGGGAGGGUCAGGAAUUGCCAACAAUAUCAAAUUCCAAAAUAUUGAAAUGUACAAUGUCACCAAGCCCAUUAUAAUUGAUCAGCACUACUGUGACCAACACAAACCAUGCAAAGAACAGAAAUCAGCAGUUCAGGUGAAAAAUGUGGUGUACAGGAACAUAAAGGGGACAAGUGCUUCUAAUGUGGCAAUAAAGUUUGAUUGCAGCAAGAGCUAUCCAUGUCAAGGGAUUUUGUUGGAAGAUGUUAUUCUUAAAAGGGAAGGAGAUGAAGCAGCAAAAGCUUCAUGCAGUAAUGUUAAAUUAACUGAAAAGGGAGUAGUUUCUCCAAAUUGCCCUUGAACAGAAACAAAAAUCACUGUAUGUAACAUAUAUAUGUAUGAAUAAUUUAUAGAUACUUGCAUUGGAUAUUUUUAUACAUGAUGUACCAAUAACACA
Messenger RNA from Jatropha curcas, 1612 nucleotides. Lineage: Eukaryota; Viridiplantae; Streptophyta; Magnoliopsida; Malpighiales; Euphorbiaceae. The record is from RefSeq and is a predicted model, not a curated record.